Molecule: messenger RNA, 1548 nt
Organism: Sphaeramia orbicularis (orbiculate cardinalfish)
Lineage: Eukaryota; Metazoa; Chordata; Actinopteri; Kurtiformes; Apogonidae
Gene: bhmt
Product: betaine-homocysteine methyltransferase
Exons: 8
Coding region: 93-1292 (399 amino acids)
Biological process (GO): L-methionine salvage
Cellular component (GO): cytosol
Molecular function (GO): zinc ion binding; betaine-homocysteine S-methyltransferase activity
Source: RefSeq, a predicted model, not a curated record
UAUAAAUGCAGCAUGGAUACGUGCACAAAGCCCUUUCCAAACUAAGAAGCACUCUGUAGCUGAGAAGAGGGCCGGUCACUGCUGCAGAAACCAUGGCACCAGCUGGAACAAAGAGGGGUAUUUUGGAGCGUCUGGAUGCAGGGGAGGUGGUCAUUGGGGACGGGGGCUUUGUCUUCGCCCUUGAGAAAAGAGGCUACGUCAAAGCAGGGCCAUGGACACCUGAGGCCGCUGCAGAGAACCCCGAAGCCGUUCGGCAGCUCCACAGGGAGUUCCUGAGGGCAGGCUCCAAUGUCAUGCAGACAUUUACUUUCUACGCAAGCGAUGAUAAACUGGAGAACAGGGGCCACACUCAGCGCUUCACUGGUCAGCAGAUAAAUGAAGCAGCCUGUGACCUGGCCAGGGAGGUGGCCAAUGAAGGUGAUGCUCUGGUGGCAGGGGGAGUCUCCCAGACCCCCUCUUACCUCAGCUGCAAGAGUGAGGAUGAAGUCAAGGCCAUCUUUAAGAAACAGAUUGACGUCUUUGUCAAGAAAGAUGUUGACUUCUUGAUUGCAGAGUACUUUGAACACGUGGAAGAGGCCGAAUGGGCAGUCCAGGUUUUGAAGACGACUGGCAAACCUGUAGCUGCAUCUCUGUGCAUCGGACCAGAGGGAGACCUGAACGGAGUCAGCCCCGGAGACUGUGCAGUCAGACUGGUUAAAGCUGGAGCCCAGAUUGUUGGCAUUAACUGCCAUUUUGACCCCGAGACUUGUGUGAAGACUGUGAAGAUGAUGAAGAUGGGAGUGGAGAAGGCUGGGCUGAAGGCUCACUACAUGUGCCAGCCUCUGGCUUAUCACACUCCUGACUGUAACCGCCAAGGUUUCAUUGAUCUUCCAGAGUUCCCUUUCGGUCUGGAGCCAAGAAUUCUGACCCGAUGGGACAUGCAGAAAUACGCCCGUGAUGCCUACAAUGUUGGAAUUCGUUUCAUUGGCGGCUGCUGUGGAUUUGAGCCCUAUCACAUCCGUGCCCUGGCUGAGGAGCUGGCCACUGAGAGGGGUUUCCUGCCCCCUGGCUCAGAAAAACAUGGCCUUUGGGGCAGCGGUCUGGAGAUGCACACAAAGCCCUGGGUCAGAGCUAGGGCCCGUCGUGACUACUGGGAGACACUGAAGCCUGCGUCUGGCCGCCCCUUUUGCCCCUCCAUGGCCGCACCUGAUGGUUGGGGUAUCACCAAAGGCCACGCUGACCUGAUGCAGCAGAGGGAGGCUACUAGCCAGGAACAGCUGAAGGCUCUCUUCGACAAGGCCACUAAGCACUAAGCCAAAGGGGUGGCGUGUGAGGAGGCAUACUCACACAUUCCCUGAAGUUUACAUACCAAAAAAGAUUAAAAUGCUGUAAUUUUGUCUUUUAGGACCAUUUUAUGCCUAGCCACAUCAAUGCCUCUAUGAAGUAUCAAGUAUUUGAACCUUAAGUUACUGUGACUGAAGCAAAACACGUAGGAUACACUCCAAGUGCCAAAUGUUGUCUUACAAAAGGUGAUGUGAAGUAAUAAAUGUCUGAUUUAACCAAAACCAA